AUGGGCACAUUGAUCUUUGUGGCUUUUGCAACCGGUGCCGUUGCCCAGACCUAUCUUACAGAGGGCGACUUCGGUCUAAUGCUUGAUCUGAGCGUGGGCUAUGCAGCUGCCUGGAUUCUCGGCAAUUGUAUCGCCGGUUCGGAGAGCAUGACCUUCCUUAACCCCGCGUUGGGUCUUGCAAACGCCCUUGUCGGACGAAUGAACUUCAUCAAAAUGCUCUUUUACUGGCUGGCAGAGCUAAUUGGCGGUUUCCUUGGAGGAUUACUCGUCAUAUGGAUAUACUGGGAGAAGAUAGGAAUUUUUGCUGACAAAUUUGACAACGGGGAGCUCCGAAUGAAAACCACGGGUAGCGUGUUGGUGGGCUCUGUUAACGCAGAUCUGGUGACCCUCUUUAUCGACCAACUUAUUGUCGGCACCGUCUGCAUAAUUGGCAUGAUGGCGGCAAUAGACAAAAAUAAUUGGAACCUGUCGCGCUCCCUGAUUAUUUUCUACGGAUCUGUGUUGCAGUUUCUCAAGUACAACGACUUCUCCGUGAACACCUCCGCCAGCAGCAACCCAGCUCUCGACUUGGGACCCCGACUGGCACUACUCUGCACCGGUAAGUAUCUUUACCUGAAGUGUUUGAAGGCAACCACAAUAACGAAGAAUCACUCCAAAUCCCCACACCAUGGUUUAAGAGACGGCUGUGGCAUUCAUAUUUUAUGCCGCAUCUAAAAGCGUAACUUGGUUCACCAAAAGCCCGGGACGGUGAAUUGAAAGAAAACAAACGGCUUAUUCCUGGAAAAACGAACAUGUUGUUGACAAUACUUGACGGAAAACAGAACGACUAUGAACUGAAAACGUUAAAAAACUAGCUUCAAAAAUCUACUAAAGUAGCCAGGUCAACUAAUAUCCACUUCCUCUUAAUGCGCUUUUGAAUAAGGAAUGAUGAAAGCAGUAAAUAUAUUCAGACUGUGGCUUACUGAGGGCCCUCCGGAACUUUCAUUUUUGUGUUUACAAACCAGGCUUCCUCUUUUAGUAGAAACGAGGACAGGUUAUUGAAAUUUUUACUUAAAAGACAUUCCAUAUGUGGUAAAAUGUAGCUAAAAAUAAGACGAAAAUUCCCACUCCAAUCUACGAAAACUAUGCUGAUCAGGAACUACUUACUCUAUGAGAGCUCUAUGUAUUGGAAUCCAAAAUGUGCUUUGUUUCGACUGGAACACAGCAUGCAUUUAGAGUAGGUGGGCUAAUUCAUGAAAUGUCAGCCGAAAUUCCAAAAGGCAUUUUUGUUUCGAAAAUAUUAAUUAGGUAGUGUUGCAAAAUUGAACAUCUUGCAGAAUAAUUCUAUAUCACUCCAGUUACCACAGGCUGCCGGCUUUCGAACGAACUUCUUUUUGACUGCAUGCAAAAACUGUACUCUCUAAAACGACUGCUUAUGUAGCGUGCUUUCUUCUCAUUGAUUUUCGAUGUCCUUAAACACAUCAUUAUAUUUCGUGGAAAACAUGAAUAAAGGUAUCAAUUGUUUUGCUCAUUCGUAGAAAAGUACAUCUUUCUUUAAUUUUGUACUCGAAGAAAGGAUUUGAUUCGGUUUUCAAAAACUUUCCCGAUUUCUUAAAAAUUUUGAACCCGACCAACCAUAACAUGGGCAUUCAGGGUUUCCUAACUAACAGGCCGUAUAUCUGCCGUGUACGGAGAGCCAUACACUUAUCUACAGCAUCAAGUGAAGACCAUAUGCGUUUCGUAAAAUUAAGCAGUGAAUUUGAGCCAUAUUGUUAUCUUUAAAGCCACAUUGGGAAAUGCAGAGACAUGACGUUUUAUGAACGGCCCUCUCACUGUAUUAAAAAAUUUCACAAUUUAAAACUUUUCAAAAGCCGAAUUAUACCUUUCCUUCCAGUAUAAAAUUGGAAGAAGACGUCAUUUUCUACCGAAUAAGCAAAAUAGUGAAUAUUUGUGUGCAUAAUUUUCAUGAAAUGUAAUUAAAUCUUUAAAAACAUUGGAAAUCCAUGAAAAGAACUCACGCUACUUAAGUAGUCAUUUUUCAGAGAGUAUCGUCCUUGCAUGCGGCCAAAGUGAAGUUCGUUCAAAGCCGAGAUCCUGUGGUAACUGAAUUAUUAUAGAAUCAUGCUGCAUGGUGGCUAGUUUUACAACUGUGCGUAAUUAAUCUUUUCAAAACGAGAGGGCAUUUCGGAAUUUCAGUUGACAUUUCAUGAGUUAGCCCACCUACUGUACAAACCGGGUUUCCUUGUCUAGUAGAAAAAGUCCCAGGAGAUUUGGACAUAGCAACUGAGACCCCUUAGAGAAAUUUCGAUCCAGGAGACAUUCCGUAUUAGGUAGGAUAUUCCAAAAAGUAAGAAGACAACUCCCACUCCGGUCUAUAAAAACUAUGCUAAUCAGGAAGCACUUACUCUAGACAGAUCUGUUAAUUCAAAUUCAAAAUGUGCUUUAUUUCGACUGCAACGGAGUGUCUGCAAGGUUCGGAGGUUCCGGUCGUUCCAUCCACCUCGAACCAACUGACUGACGACGCAAACACUUCGCCGGUAUCGUUACCACAAAAUUCCGGGCCAUCAAGAUCAAAAUUUUAUUACAGCAUCAAUGCGACUUUUUUGUACAACACAGGAAAUAGCUGCGCACAGGAAAUAAGAUUGCUCGUAGCCUGUUAUAGCACGCCUUCUAAGUAGUUUAACUGCGUUGGAAUUAUCAAAAAAGACCAUCCGAUUGCCUCGAUUGUCAACAAAUUAACGGCUCCAAAUGUGCUUUAAUUUUCAGGUUGGGGAACAAGCGCUUUUUCAUAUGGCAACUACGCAUUCGUCGUCUUUCUCUUCACACCCUUCUUGAGUGCCAUCCUGGGCACACUACUGUACGAGCUUCUGAUUGGCAUUCACCUCCCGGGAGCUGGUGAAAAUUCCAAGAAUCGAAGUCAGACGCCAAGGACUGAAAGCCCAAGUACGACUCCUCCUUCGAAGUGA
This is a messenger RNA of Spirometra erinaceieuropaei, 2945 nucleotides long. The record is from the annotation of a GenBank genome assembly. Lineage: Eukaryota; Metazoa; Platyhelminthes; Cestoda; Diphyllobothriidea; Diphyllobothriidae.